Molecule: messenger RNA, 917 nt
Organism: Lates calcarifer (barramundi perch)
Lineage: Eukaryota; Metazoa; Chordata; Actinopteri; Centropomidae
Gene: bola3
Product: bolA family member 3
Exons: 4
Coding region: 99-446 (115 amino acids)
Source: RefSeq, a predicted model, not a curated record
AUGUGUGACGUCAUAUUCCAGGGACGCGGCCGUGUGAGGACAUGACUUGUUGAGUAACCGGUGUGGAUUUAAACGUCUCAUUAAUAAACACCGUCACCAUGUUGGCCUGUAAACGGAGCCUGAGCGGGACCGUGACCUCUGCUCUCCGAGCUCUUCGCACUAAUCCGGUCGCUGCCUGCAGCCCGGUGCACAGACCUCUGUCCACACAGACUGACGGAGAGAUCCGCAUCGCCAACAUCCUCAAGGAGAAGUUUCCGUCCGCGUCGUCGCUUAAAGUCGUGGAUAUUUCAGGUGGAUGUGGGGCCAUGUAUGAGAUCCAUAUAGAGUCCAGUGAGUUCAAAGGAAAAAGGACGGUGCAACAACACCAGUUAGUGAAUCAGGCGCUGAAGGAUGAGAUUCAAGGAAUGCACGGACUGCGAAUAUUCACUGACGUUCCAAAGCAUUAGAGCAGAUCCCUCCACCCACAGCUGUCUCCUCUUCACCCUGUCUGCCAUGAAUGUACAGCUUUAAGGAGGAUCGUGUGAUAAGUGUUGAUGUACCUGAGGGACCGUGAGAAAUGUAUAAAGUUGUUUUUUUUAUUUAGUGAUUCAUCUUCUCCUCUGAGAUAAUAUAUACAACCAGUGAACGCUGUGAUACGCACAAAACAACAUGGUGAAAUGCUAAUAAAACGUCGAGUCAUGUCGGUGUCCUCACGGCUGAGAUGAUGCUGGUGAGAUGAGAAGCAGCCCGAGAGGUAACAAAUAGUUUUACAGACUCUGGUUUAAAACUGAUGGAGAGUUCAGUUUGUGGAGCGUUGGUCCUUCACACUGUGAUCAGUGAGUGUGUUAUUUAAAUGAGCUUCUCUCCAUUGGAUACUUGGACCUUGUAUUUAUACUAUGCUGUGAUGAUCAAGUUGCAAUAAAAAGCCUCUGACUCCA